Molecule: messenger RNA, 840 nt
Organism: Hypanus sabinus (Atlantic stingray)
Lineage: Eukaryota; Metazoa; Chordata; Chondrichthyes; Myliobatiformes; Dasyatidae
Product: CMP-N-acetylneuraminate-beta-galactosamide-alpha-2,3-sialyltransferase 4-like
Exons: 8
Coding region: 1-840 (279 amino acids)
Biological process (GO): glycolipid biosynthetic process
Molecular function (GO): sialyltransferase activity
Source: RefSeq, a predicted model, not a curated record
AUGGACAAGGGAAUCACAGAGCGAGUGAUCCUGCAGAAAGUGGAGAGGUCAUCUCAGAAUCCCAAUAUUUUUUUAACACUUGAAGGUGAUUGGUGGCACUUGCCGAACAUAGUGUCUUAUAAUUUGCCAUAUGGGAUAAAAGACAAUGAAAAUCUUGUCAGACAGAUACUCGUCCAAACAAAGUCCAACAUGCCGGAAAAGAUCAAUGGUUUGGUCUGUAAACGGUGUGUUGUUGUCGGAAAUGGAAUCACCUUAAAGAACAGCUUACUUGGAGAAGUUAUCAACAAAUACGACAUUGUUAUUCGAUUAAACAAUGCUCCAGUGAGAGGCUAUGAAAAGGAUGUUGGCAACAAGACUACUCUGAGAUUCUUUUACCCCGAAUCGGCAAUUGAAGACCUCUCUGGUGAAAAUAAUCCUGACAUGCUCUUUGUGUUGGUACCCUUCAAAACAGUUGAUCUCCUCUGGCUGAAGGAACUUGUAUAUAAUAAAAGAGGAAUAAGGAAUGGAUUCUGGAGGAGACCGCCUAUAAUAAAGAAGUUGGAUAUUUCUAAGUUGCGGAUACUCAGCCCUUUUUACUUAUAUCAAGCAAUGACAGAAUUACUGAAGAAAACAGAUUUCGCCAAAAGGGAAGCACCUUAUGCAACCACUGGCUUUUUAGCUGUCACAGUGGCCCUGAACUAUUGUGAUGAAGUGCAUCUUGCUGGAUUUGGAUAUCCACUAAAUCAAAAAACAGGACUGAUUCAUUAUUUUGAUAAUGUGAAGAUGGAGUUCAUGUAUAGCUACCUCCUGUUCCAUCGUCCUCACCCUAUUGUAUCAAAGAACCUUCCUUUGAACCUUUAG